Molecule: messenger RNA, 1046 nt
Organism: Alligator sinensis (Chinese alligator)
Lineage: Eukaryota; Metazoa; Chordata; Crocodylia; Alligatoridae
Gene: LEAP2
Product: liver enriched antimicrobial peptide 2
Exons: 4
Coding region: 395-745 (116 amino acids)
Biological process (GO): antimicrobial humoral immune response mediated by antimicrobial peptide; defense response to bacterium
Source: RefSeq, a predicted model, not a curated record
CCUCAACCUGACCUGCGCCUCCUGUGUUGCUCAUUGUCCCACCAGCUGCAUGUCCCCUCAGGUGGGGAAUUGGGGCAGCAGGGUCCACUGCUGCUCCCCUGCUGCCUGAUUCCCUGGGGGCUGGGCCAGGCCCCCUGUGGCUGGAUCGUCUCCUCAACUGGAGGGUCCUGUCCCUUUCCUCCUGUGCAGGUGGGCUGGGGUCCAGCCACAUCCUUGCACCUCACAUGGCUGGGCUGCCCCCUCUACCUGGUGGGACUGACUUCCUCCCCCCAUGUCUGCCUGCUUGGUGGGGCUUGGCCCACCAGCCACAUCCAGUCUGUGGAUGGCUGGCACCCAGGGUGAAAAGGCUGGGCACCCCUGGUUGCUGAAUCCAAACUUUUUUGCUUAAGAGCAUAUGGUGGUGACGGCUGCUUCAAGGAGCCUGUUCCAGACACUUGAGUGCAAGCAGGGCGCUGUCCGUCUCGGCGGGCGCGUGGACCACGUGACGCAGUGGCCUGAAGACCCCAAGCUCCAUCCACACCCAAAGCACUGGAGUUUAGCUGCUGCUCUCUGUUCAGAACAGCUGAUACACUGUGCAUCCUUGCAUCAGCCAAACUCUCAACCAAAGAGGCAAAGAAGGAUGACACCUUUCUGGAGAGGGGUCUCCUCCCUCAGACCCAUUGGAGCCUCCUGCAGGGAUGACAUCGAAUGCGUCACAAUGCUAUGCAGGAAGAGCCACUGUUCCUUAAGAACUUCCCGGGAAUGAUCUGUCACUAAGGAAAAGAAAACAUUGCUUUUACCUCCGAUGAGGCCCCACUCGGCACGUGAAAUAUUUAUUAAACUGCCCUGAGUUAGGACAUUGACUUAUGUAAUGGCAUAUAUUUAGUAUUUGUGCCAGAACUAACGAGGAACUUCAGGAAGACUAAGUGCAUACACUGGACAGAGCUGCACCACUCCCAAGCAUGCCAGAAGAUGAGACUUGGGCCAAGCUCAGUAAAAGACCUUGCAUCUCAGGUUUUUAUAUUGUUUGUAUUAUACAUAUUUUUAUGCAAAUUAAAAUUUUGUGU